Messenger RNA from Acanthamoeba castellanii str. Neff, 1017 nucleotides. RefSeq lists its product as uncharacterized. Bases 1 to 1017 code for a protein of 338 amino acids. NCBI's taxonomy places the organism in Eukaryota, Discosea, Longamoebia, Acanthamoebidae. The record is from RefSeq and is a predicted model, not a curated record. The transcript has a single exon.
AUGGUUGAUCUGGCGUUCAGCAAACGAGGUGGAGAUAGGUGCGGUGGUCGCGGUGGGGCGUGGUCGAUCGAUGAGGAAGAGCUUGAUCUGCUCGUCGAGGAGUACGCGUUGCCGCUCGAGCCGCAGUCGCAAUGGGAUGAUCUGGUCGAGGAAUCGAACCGCUACUUCAAGCGCCAGUACAAGGAGGUGCAACUGAGGAAGCGCGACGAGGACACCGCUGCCAGCAUCGCUUGCCAGCACUUUAAUCUCAAUCACGGGGCUUCUACGUCCGCGUCGAGACAAUCGAUACCGAGCCGCAUCGCUAGCUUGUUUGAUAUGACCGCCGCCGUCGUAGCUGCCUACUUCACCUCCGAGCUGCGCGACUGCCUGCCCGACGACGUUCUCACCGCGGUGCAGAGGCACAUGACCAAGGAGCGGCAGAUCGAGUGCCUCCACGAGUACAAGCGCUGGGCCGACGAUGGCGGCCACCCCGGUGCUGCGACUACGACUACGGCUUCGAAGACCAAGACGCUCGUCAAGUACUGCCCCUACGACGCGCAGGGCCGCAAGCACGGCCAGGCCCUCGAGUGGCGCCCUUCGAGCGGCGCCCUGUGGCGCUCCACGCGCUUCGAGUUUGGUCUGCGCGCGGGCGACUACGUCGAGUACUUUGCCGACGGCACCAUCAAGGCGCUCGAGGUUCAGUACCGCGACGAGCGCGUCCACGGGCACGUCAAGUGGUGGUACGAGAGCGGCCGCCUGGCCGGCCAGCAGACCUUCGUCCACGGCCUCAAGCACGGCGCGGGCCACGUGUGGCGCGAGGACGGCAGCCUGUGGCGCUCCAAGAACUACCGCGACGACCGCAAGCACGGCAUCUGCCGCACCUUUGACGAGGCCGGCCGCGUGGUCAAGUCGAGCCGCUACGACGGCGGGCGCAAGCGCAAGGCCGGCGCCGCGGAGCUGACCACCAGCUGCCCGGGCGUCAAUGCGGCCGCUGUCGUUCCCGCGUCGUGGGAGCCGUCCCUGAUCGGCAGGGUCUAG